AUGUUUCUUGGAAGACAAGGGCUUUCCUUUAAGGGUCACUGUGAAGCACUGAAAAAUUUCUAUCUUAAUACAGGAAACUUUAUGGAAACGCAUAAAUUAUUGUCAGAGUAUGAUCAACCAAUCAAUGAGCAUCUUGAGAAAGUUCGUGAUCACCAAGUGAAGCAAUCGACAAAGGAUGAUGGUAAAACUGAUGGAAAAGGAAUCAAAGGACGUGGCUCAUGGCUAACGUUUUUGAGCAACGAUAUUCAAAAUAAGUUAAUCAAUAUCAUUGCUAAAGAAAUAUCUUCCUUAAUUGUACAAAAAAUACGCAAUUGCAAAGCAUGGGCAUUGAUUGCUGAUACAACGCCCUAUAUAACUCAUACAGAGCAAUUGAGUAUAUGCAUAAGGCUUGUUAAUGAAACUGGCGAGUCUUCUGAACACGUUUUGUCAUGUCAAAAAGCAAUUGGAGCAACUGCACAUGAACUAUACACUGCUAUUACAACAAUAUUACAAUUGCAUGGAGUUUCAUUUGAAAAGCUUGUUGCCCAACCGUAUAACGGAGCAUCCAGUAUGAGCGGAUGUUAUAAUGGUUUGUAG
Molecule: messenger RNA, 576 nt
Organism: Xenia sp. Carnegie-2017
Lineage: Eukaryota; Metazoa; Cnidaria; Anthozoa; Malacalcyonacea; Xeniidae
Exons: 1
Coding region: 1-576 (191 amino acids)
Source: RefSeq, a predicted model, not a curated record